Molecule: messenger RNA, 635 nt
Organism: Cicer arietinum (chickpea)
Lineage: Eukaryota; Viridiplantae; Streptophyta; Magnoliopsida; Fabales; Fabaceae
Product: embryo-specific protein ATS3B-like
Molecular function (GO): protein binding
Source: RefSeq, a predicted model, not a curated record
CAUCUCUUCUCUUUAAUGCAAAGAAAAGAGGUUAAUAAAAUCAUGAAAGUUCUUACCUUAAUCCUCACAUUUUCUAUAAUUGUUGUUUUGUCUCGUGCAACACCAACAUUGUUCACUCGGCUUGAACCUCAAAUAAACCAAUUUUCGGCGCUUGACGCUACCAAGCCACAAAAUUUGGAUGAACAAAAUUGCAAAUACAGAUCUACUAUAAAGACAAGUUGCCUUUCUCCAAUUCAUACAAAUGACAUAAUCACUCUUUCAUUUGGAGACGCUACACACGAUGGGACGAUUGAUGUUGAGAAUCUGGGUGGUCCUCAGAAUAAGAGGUUAGAGGCUUGCGUGACAGUUGAAUUGGGCUUAGAGGGACCUUGUCGCGACAAAAUCUGCAAAGUGUUGAUAUCUAGAAGUGGGCCCCAUAGUUCGGUACCAAAGUUUGAUGAUGAUAGUUGGAUAGCAGAGUAUGUGACCAUAGAGGACUAUAAGAACCCUCCUAUCAGAUUUGACUUCAAACCUAAGGAUAUUAUUAUUCCUGAUGAUGGUUAUGGAUAUGGCCUCGACUAUUGUCCUAAAGAUUAGGGUUAAUUAAAUUAGUGUGUUAUCCUGCGUCGCAAAUAUAUAAAUUACUAUUUUCAAAA